UGGCCGGAGAGCCACAAAAACAACAGCUUUGGCCGAGACCGUGACUUCAGGGCAGGGAACCCGGGGCUCUGGCAGCCAGCCCCCUCCCCAUGGAGGACAGUUUCCUGGAAUCUUUUGGGAGGCUGAGCCUCCGGCAGCAGCAGCCGCCGUCUCGGCCGCCGCCCCCGCGGGGGACACCUCCGCGCCGCCACAGCUUUAGGAAACACCUCUACCUCCUGCGAGGCCUCCCGGGCUCGGGGAAAACCACGCUGGCCAGACAAUUGCAACAUGACUUUCCCAGGGCCCUGAUUUUCAGCACGGAUGAUUUUUUCUUCAGGGAAGAUGGUGCCUAUGAGUUCAAUCCUGACUUCCUGGAGGAAGCUCAUGAAUGGAACCAGAAAAGAGCCAGAAAAGCAAUGAGGAAUGGCAUAUCCCCCAUUAUUAUUGAUAAUACCAACCUCCACGCCUGGGAAAUGAAGCCCUAUGCAGUCAUGGCACUUGAAAAUAACUAUGAAGUUAUAUUCCGAGAACCUGACACUCGCUGGAAAUUCAACGUUCAAGAGUUAGCAAGAAGAAACAUCCAUGGAGUCCCAAGAGAAAAAAUACACCGAAUGAAAGAACGGUAUGAACAUGGUGUUACCUUUCAUAGUGUGCUUCAUGCAGAAAAACCAAGCAGAAUGAACAGAAACCAGGACAGGAAUAAUGCAUUGCCUUCCAAUGGUGCAGGACACUGGAAUACCUACACAGAGGUUCCAAACCGGAGGGCUCAUGGCAGCUUCACAAAUGAGGGAUCCUUUAACAGAAGGGGUGGCUGUCACCAUGGAUAUUAGAGGCCUAUCUUAUAGCCAUUCAAAAUUUUCCUAAAUCAGUUUUUACUUCAAUAUUUGGUAUUCUUUGGUUUUAGUCAGAGCUCUAAUUCCAGUGUAAAUAGUGGAGCCCAAAAGUUUCUGAGAAGUCAUUAUGUUCAUUAUCUUUAACUAGCAUUUGUUAAAGUGCACCUAUAUGCAUGGUCUGAUGCUGGGAAUUCUGCAGAUUCGAUUGAACAAAGUCUCUUUCUCUAGGGAAAGAAUGAAUUUGAAACCGAAACCUGAGAACAUACCCAAGAACAUAAUCAUAGUUAUAUAUGUUCAUAAAUGAAAUAAAGUGUUUAUAUUAUAUAUAAGCUUCAGUACAACUUUCUCUGAAGUAAUCUAUUUAUUUUUUCAAGAAAUUCAUCUCGAUCAGAAAAGUUGGAAAGGUGAGGGAGGAAAAGUGGGAGGCAGGAAAAGUUUUAGCGCCGUUGCUACUUUGAUAGUCUGUGUAUCCACAAAUGUGAGGUGUGCUCCUCUGAUGAUACUGAUUUUCCUUUAAAACUGCUAGAAAGUACCCAUCUAAGGGAACAUGGUUCCUCAAAGUAGACACUUUGGGAAGUUAUUCCUUUAUUUUAAUAUCAUUGUAAAAAUGUCUAAUCCCUAAUAGCUAUAUAAGCCACUGAGGGAAAAUCAGCAUCAUUUAUAAAGUCGUACCUUGUGUUUUAACCACUUUAUUCAAUAGGAUUAAACCUAACUUUUUGCUGUUGUGCUAACAGUGUAAACAAAGUGUCUGUCUUCACAAAACAUUGAUUUUUAAAAGGAAAACCGAUUUCUAAAAUCAUGCCUACAAAUGUGUGUAAUUAGUUGGCAGCCCAAAUAUACGGGAGUACAAGAAAUCAAGCACCCCAGGAUAUAGAUCAUACAGGGAUGUGUAAAAACUAUGCUCAUUAUAUGACGAGCAAUCUUGAUGUUUUAUGUGGCAUUAAGACAAAGUGCUAUCACAAGUCUGGAAUGUCCCUCUUAUACCGAUAAUUAAAAUUAAAUUCCAAAUUUAUGAAUCCAAAUUAAAUUCCAACAGGUUGGAGUCAGAUUAAUUUGGUGUGAUAACACGAUAGACAAGAUCAUGUAGGAUGUAUGCUCUAUUUCUUGUUGGCCAACAGCUUCUUUCUAAUGUUCUGUGAAGUAUUAUUUUAAGUGUCCUAUAUAAAGGUGCUUUUAUGGUUACUGAAAAUUGUAUAUGAUACUGCAUUUAUAU
Messenger RNA from Cynocephalus volans (Philippine flying lemur), 2025 nucleotides. RefSeq names its product NEDD4 binding protein 2 like 1 (gene N4BP2L1). NCBI's taxonomy places the organism in Eukaryota, Metazoa, Chordata, Mammalia, Dermoptera, Cynocephalidae. The record is from RefSeq and is a predicted model, not a curated record. The transcript is spliced from 5 exons. Bases 90 to 809 code for a protein of 239 amino acids.